Biomphalaria glabrata is the source of this 1051-nucleotide messenger RNA. RefSeq lists its product as uncharacterized. Bases 205 to 702 code for a protein of 165 amino acids. The record is from RefSeq and is a predicted model, not a curated record. Gene Ontology annotation, molecular function: DNA binding; protein heterodimerization activity; structural constituent of chromatin. Lineage: Eukaryota; Metazoa; Mollusca; Gastropoda; Planorbidae. Gene Ontology annotation, cellular component: nucleosome. The transcript has 6 exons.
ACUUGCUUUACUUGGAAACAAUUUAAAGACAACAUCGAGAUCUCUAUUAGACUAUAAUAUUACUAUACUAUACUGAUAUACUCUAUAGACACAGACUCUAGAUCCAAUAGAAGUCUAUGACUAAGUCUAUAUUAACUAGAGUAUCAAUAGUAGAAAAUAGGUCUACAGCGAAGUCACAAGUGGCGAAGAAAAUCUUAGAUCUAAAUGGCUAGAACAAAUCAAAAACGAUCAUCCCCACAGAAGAGGCCUGCUACUUCAAGUUCCAGCAGCAGUCUUAACACAAGUGCUAGCGGCUCAGCGGCUCACAGACCAAGGGUAUCCAGAGUUGAGCCAGCUAAAAAAGGUAUUGGUAAAGGGAGGGCUGCAUACCCUGUUGCUCAUGCCACAAAGCGGAGGCGACCUGGUCAAGUAGCACUUAUGGAAAUUCGCAAAUACCAAAAGUCAACAGACCUUCUUAUACGAAAAUUACCUUUUGCUCGAGUGGUGAGAGAAGUCGGCAUGAGUAUCUUGAGAGACAGUUUAGGAACAUUAAAUUGGCAGUCCAUGGCAAUCAGUUGUCUUCAAGAAGCAUGUGAGGCCUAUUUGGUACGACUGUUUGAAGAUGCCAAUUUGUGCUGCAUCCAUGCCAAGCGCGUCACUCUUCAACCUAAAGACAUAUGGUUGGCCAUGAGAAUUGGAGGCUACUACGACUCAAGAUCCUGAAGAUACAUGAUUUUAGACAUGCAUUUUUAACUGUAUAUAUCUUUGGUGAUGUCUGGUUAAACUGAGUACAACAUAAUGGCCUAACGCUUUGAUAAUGGCAGACUUAAAUGCCGAAUAAUAAAGAUCUAUACUAUGAAAUAAGUGGUUGAACUAGGUAUGUUAAGUAACUUUGUAAAAUACAUAUUUACAUGUCCAUGUGUUAAAAUUAAUGUAGCUGAUUUUUAAUACAUACCUAAUAACCAUGCUUAUGAUAUUUUAAUAAGAGCAAUGAAGAGCGUCAUAUUUUUGAACUAAAUUUUUUUAUUUCUUUGGUUCAGCCAUCAUGCUCAUUACAAUCUUUAAAUUUAUU